UUGGUUUUAACUCAGAAACUAAAAGUCCUUCGAAAUUCAAUUCAAAAUGGUUGAUGCCAUUUUCAAUGGCCUUGUGGUGGGUACCUCUAGCUAUGCUUUGAGUCAACUUCAACCCUCGGAAAGUCCCUUCCUUUUCACCGCCUGUGCCAUGGGCUUAUGUCAUGGUCUUCUCAGCCUUUAUGGCAAUAUCAUGGAGGGCUCCAGCAAUAGCGAAAAUGCAGCCACAUAUCCAGGCCCCAGCGAUAGUAUGGUGCGGAGAUUACAAAGUCUCACGGAGAGCUGUGUGGAAAUCGCAAGUGUUCCUCUUAUCAAUAUGGACUUUUAUCUAAGAUCUCAGCAAUCUUCUCCCCUGGCUAUGGGUCAUGGUCUCUUCGUUAUACCUUUGAUGGUGGACUUGUCAUGGCAACUGUUCAGUGGAAAUCAAAAUGGAAAUGGCACUGAAACUCUGAAGGAACUGAACACAUUGGGUAAUAUUGUGUCGCUGGUAUUUCUUUCGGUGAAUGAGGGUAAUUUGGCCUAUGGUAUAAUGGCUGUGUCGGCUUUAAUGGCCCAAUAUGGGCCCAUGAUAAUGGAGAAUUCGCUGAGGGGAUCGGGUGCAAAUACUGCUUUAAUUGGAUAUUCAUUAUUUUUUGCCUUGAUACCAGCUGCCCUUAGUGAUGGGGGUCAACAGACGGCUUAAAUACAGAAAAAUUAUUAAAAUUUUUUGUAAUGAAAUAAAAAUCCAUUUUUAAAAUUUCGAUGCUAAAA
This is a messenger RNA of Stomoxys calcitrans (stable fly), 747 nucleotides long. RefSeq lists its product as uncharacterized. Bases 47 to 679 code for a protein of 210 amino acids. The record is from RefSeq and is a predicted model, not a curated record. The transcript has a single exon. NCBI's taxonomy places the organism in Eukaryota, Metazoa, Arthropoda, Insecta, Diptera, Muscidae.